Molecule: messenger RNA, 1365 nt
Organism: Penicillium robsamsonii
Lineage: Eukaryota; Fungi; Ascomycota; Eurotiomycetes; Eurotiales; Aspergillaceae
Product: glycoside hydrolase family 76 protein
Exons: 4
Coding region: 1-1365 (454 amino acids)
Biological process (GO): carbohydrate catabolic process; fungal-type cell wall biogenesis
Molecular function (GO): mannan endo-1,6-alpha-mannosidase activity
Source: RefSeq, a predicted model, not a curated record
AUGCAAUUGUCCAGAACAUGGUCCAUCCUUAAUGGCCUCGUCGCAACACUCCUCUUCUCAACGUUAACGCCUGCGAUCGAAUUAGACGUCGGCGAUGAACAAUCAAUUAAAGAUGCCGCCAGUACGAGUACUUACUCCAUGAUGGGAUGGUAUGCCGGCAAUGAAACCGGACAAAUCCCUGGCGCUUUCCCUGAAAAAUGGUGGGAAGGGUCUGCACUUUUCCUUGCGCUUCUCCAAUACUGGCACUUCACCGGUGACGACACUUACAACUCUUUGAUGAGCGAGGGAAUGGAGUGGCAAUCGGGCGAUAAGGGUGACUACAUGCCCAGCAACUACAGUAGUUACCUGGGAAAUGACGAUCAAAUGUUUUGGGGUCUCGCAGCUAUGAUGGCCGCCGAGCUGAAAUUCCCCGACGUCCCGGACAAAUUCUCGUGGCUUUCGCUCGCACAGGGUGUAUUCAACACCCAGACUGCUCGAUGGGAUAUGACAACCUGCGGUGGUGGUCUGCGUUGGCAGCUCUUCCCUUACCAGGACGGAUAUACCAUGAAGAACGCCGUAUCAAACGGUGGUCUAUUCCAACUUGCUGCCCGUCUCGCCCGCUAUACGAAUGAAGACAAGUACACGAAAUGGGCCGAGAAGAUCUGGGACUGGUCUGUUUCCUCGCCCCUAGUGAACAACAAGACUUGGAAUGUUGCCGACUCGACGCAAAUGAGCAAUGACUGCGCCGACGCUGGUAACUACCAGUGGACCUACAACUACGGCACAUAUCUGAUGGGGGCUGCUUACAUGUAUAACUUUACAAGCGACGAAAAGUGGAAGACCCCAGUCGACGGUCUCCUCGGCCGAACCCUCAAGACCUUCUUCCCGCACGGCGACGUCUUCGAAGACACGACCUGCGAACCGAUCAAAAAGUGUAAUUUCAAUGAAAUUCUCUUCAAGGGCCUCACCUCCUCAUGGCUCGCAUUCACCGCACUCCUAGUCCCCGACACCGCAGCACAGAUCAAACCCAAACUCGCGAGUUCUGCCCAAGCCGCCGCAAAGACCUGCACGGGAAACAACAACAACACAUGCGGUAUCGCGUGGUAUCAAAACAAGUGGGAUGGAACAACUGGUAUGGAGCAGGAGAUCAGUGCUACGAAUGUCUUCCUUGCGAACAUGAUCAACUUCGACACCGGCACGUUUGGACCUGUCACCUCCAAGACUGGUGGAAACAGCAGCAGUGAUCCCAAUGCGGGUGAAGGGAGUGGUGAUGAAGACAAGGAGAAGCCUAUUACGAAUGGGGAUAAGGCUGGCGCCAGUAUUCUGACGUUGAUCUUUGUCUUUGCUUGGGCUGGUGCUAUGGCUUUUAUGAUGCUGGGUGCUUAA